Messenger RNA from Nycticebus coucang (slow loris), 2165 nucleotides. RefSeq names its product sperm acrosome associated 4 (gene SPACA4). Lineage: Eukaryota; Metazoa; Chordata; Mammalia; Primates; Lorisidae. The transcript has a single exon. The record is from RefSeq and is a predicted model, not a curated record. The coding region runs from base 109 to 492 and encodes 127 amino acids.
AAAAGUUGUGUGGCUGGGGGAGUUCCAGGAAGUCACUCAUUCAGCAGUUCCGGGAGGUCCAGGAAGCCCACGGCCUGGCUCAGGUACCAUCUCUGCCGCCAGGCCACCAUGGUCCUUGGCUGGCUACUACUUCUGGUGAUGGCUCUGCCCCCAGGCACGAUGGGUAUCAAGGACUGCAUCUACUGUGAGCCGACCGACUCCCAGCACUGUCCUGGCACCCGCAUGCGCUGUGGCGACGAUGAGGACUGUUUCAUAGGCCGUGGGAUUGCCCCAGGCACUGGCCCAAUCAUCAGCAAGGGCUGUGUGCACGCCACUAAAUGUGGCCGGGAGGAACCCGUCACCUACAAGGGCGUCACCUACACCCUGGCCUCCACCUGCUGCACCGGCAACCUGUGUAACAAUGCCCCUGGCCCUGCAGGCAGUCGGACAGCAGGGACUGCCUUCGGUCUGGCGCUGGGGCUGGGCUUGCUGCUUCCUCAACAUUUGCUGUGACCAACAGGGAGGGCAGGGCCUGGGACUGGUCUCUCAGCUCCGCUGUUCCCUGUGCCCCUACCUCCUUCCCCCAUUAAAUGGCCAGAGGCCCUGGACAACCUCUUGUGGCCCUAGCUUCAUCCAUUCUGGGGCUGUCCACCAGGAGCCCAGUGCUUGGUGAAGCAUACUCAGGCCUGACUUAACAAUGGGGGACACAGUCUGUGGGUUUGAUCACACUACUGUAUUUCAUUAGUUCUUAGAUGCAGAGCUUUCCACAUUUUGAUCAGGAUGUUUCUUUCCACAGGUUGUACCUUAGAGUUGAUGAAAUAUGGUAAAAAACAAACAACAACAAAAAAAAAUCUAUACGAUAAUAAUUAUAAUAAAUGACAGCUGAGACAUUUAUGGAGCACUUCUUAUGUUAUGUGCCAGGCACUAUCAUCGCACCGAUCCUCACGGGAAGCUGGGAAGGUAGCUACUCUUCAAAAUAUUCCAGUCUCGGCGGGGCUCGGUAGCUCAUGCUUGUAAUCCUAGUACUCUGGGAGGCCGAGGUGGGUGGAUUGCUUGAUCUCAGGAAUUCAAGACCAGCCUGAGCAAGAGUGAGACCUUGUCUCUACUAAAAAUGGGAAAAAAACUAGCAGGCAUCAUGGAGGGUGCCUGUAGUCCCAGCUACUUGAGAGACUGAGGCAGAAGGAUUGCUCAAGCCCAAGAGUUUGAGGUUGCUGUGAGUUAUGAUGCCACAGCACUCUACCCAGCGCAACAGAGUGAGACUCUGUCUCAAAAAACAAAAAAACUCCCCCAAAUAAUCCAGUCUUACCACUAGCAGUUCUCAGAGUAUGGUCCUCAGACUGGCAGUAUCAGCAUCACUUGGGAACUCUCGACAAAUGGACCCAAUGAAUGGGCGUGAGGCCCCACAGCUGUGUUCUAACAAGUCCCCUGGCAGUUCUGAUGCACACUUGAGGUUGAAGUGUUCAAGCACUUCACUGGGCUCGAGCAAUGCUCUCAGCUGGCUACCUCUGCUCUCCAGGACACAUCUGGCAAUGUCUGGAGACUUUUGGGAUUGUCAUAAUUGGCAGAGAGGGUGGUGGCAGAUGGGGGAUGUGAUGCAACCACCUGGUAGGUCGAGGCUGUAUUCAGCCUCACUGUAUUCACUGUCCCACUGUGCAUACAGUGGCCCCCAUAACAAACAAACAUUCAGUCCAAAAUGUCUGUUGAGAAAUCUUGUCCUAGAGGCACUAACCAAAUCAGCCCAUUCUCUGGGCACAGAGAGGUGAAGUACGUUGCCCAAAGUCACACAGUAACUGGCGGAGCAAGGAUCUGAAUCCAGGCCAUCUGGCCCCAGAGUCUAUGCCCCCAACUCCCCAUAGUGCUGUGACCCAAUGAGGUAGAUGAUGUUAUUAAUUGCACUUUCCAGAGGGGGAAACUGAAACUGAGAGUGAGGGAGGAACCAGCUCAGCAUCAGAGGGCUUAGAAGUGGCUGAGCCAGGGUUUGGGGUCAAUUGGACUUCAAGGAAAGAAGUGAUGUGAGCCCAUCUGUGGGCCAGGCCAUUUGCACACUGGUUCUUACUUUUUUACAGACUCUCAGAGAGGUAAAGUUACUAACACAGGCAGAACUCUGACUCCAAUUCAGGGAGGCCGAGGUGGGUGGAUAUCGUGUAGGCUGAUAUCCAUCUAGUUUUGAAUUCCCCCACCGCCAA